Messenger RNA from Knipowitschia caucasica, 5694 nucleotides. Lineage: Eukaryota; Metazoa; Chordata; Actinopteri; Gobiiformes; Gobiidae. The record is from the annotation of a GenBank genome assembly.
AUGGCGAGAUUGGCUGACUAUUUCAUGGUGGUUGGAUAUGACCAAGAAAAAGCCGGUGCGGAAGAAGGAUGUGGGAAGAUUAUCCAGCGAUACCCCAAAAAAGACUGGGAGGGCACCGCGUUCCCUCAGGGGGUGGAGAUGUUUUGCCAGCCAAGCGGGUGGAUGUUGUCCAGAGAGAGGAAGAUCCCCAGCUUCUUCACAGUUGUGUUGACGGACAUAGAUUCAGACCGACAUUACUGCUCCUGCCUUACCUUCUAUGAGGCCGAAGUCAAUCUGCAGGGAUCAAAGAAUAUUGAAGCCGAGGAAGAUGAUGAGGAGGAAGACGGUUUGAUCCAGCCGGCUGAAGUCUUUGCACCAAAAAGUCUUAUUCUCGUCUCCAGGCUCGAUUAUCCUGAAAUAUUCCGGGGAUGUCUGGGUUUAAUUUACACUGUGUACAUCGAUAGUUUAAAUUUCCCUUUGGAAGGACUCGUGGCAAAUCUCUUCACAUUCCAGGUUCCUGUAGCCGGAGGAUCACAGAAGUUGUUCAGCCUCGGAGCAGGAGACAGGCAGCUCAUCCAGACGCCUCUCAAUGACACUCUGCCUGUUACAGGCAAAAGUGUUGCUAUGCUUUUCCAGCAGUUGGGAAUCCUUAACGUCUUAAGCCUGUUCUGUGCGGUUCUGACUGAGCACAAGGUCUUGUUUCACUCCACUAGUUACCAGCGGCUCGGCGAGGCGUGCCGAGCCCUGGAAGCCCUCAUGUUCCCUCUCAAAUACAGCUAUCCUUACAUCCCCAUUCUGCCCUCCCGGCUCCUGGAAGUGUUGAGUUCACCCACUCCUUUUAUCAUUGGCGUCCACUCCAUGUUUCAAACUGAAAUUCAGGAUCUGUUGGAUGUCAUUAUUGCUGACCUGGAUGGAGGGACCAUAAAGAUUCCUGAGUGUAUCCACUUGUCUCUUCUGCCUGAACCACUGUUACACCAGACACAGACUGCUCUGUCCCUGGUUUUGCACCCUGAUUUGGAGAUAGCAGACAAUGCAUUCCCUCCGUCCCGCACUUCACCUUCUAACAUUAAACUGUUGGAUAAGGAGGUGCGUGCCGUCUUUCUCCGGCUGUUUGCGCAGCUCUUUCAGGGAUACAGGUCCUGUCUGCAACUAAUUCGCAUCCACUCUGAACCAGUUAUUCACUUUCACAAGACUGCCUUCCUGGGCCAGAGGGGCCUCAUCGAGAGUGAUUUUCUGGCCAAGGUUUUGGAUGGCAUGGCCUUCGCUGGCUUUGUCUCUGAGAGAGGGCCGCCUUACAGAGUUUGUGAUCUCUUUGAUGAGCUGGUGGCCUUAGAUAUUGAAAACUUUAAAGAAGAGGUAAUCAGUCCUAUCAAGCUGCAAAAACGAAUCAGGGACUUAUCUGAGCAGUUCUUUAAAAAUGAAAACCCAAAUCCACACAUGGCUUUUCAGAAAGUGCCUCGGCCGUCAGAGGGCUCUCACCUUCGGGUUCAUCUGGUCCCUUUCCCAUUGUUGGACGAUGAAAAGAUUGAGACGCAGCUUCAGGAAGCCGUGGCAAAGCACAACAGCACACCGGCUUAUUCGCGACCAGAGAAGAAGUGUGUGGUUCCCGCUGGGCCGGCCGUUGUGUCUUUUAUGGGAAAGUGUGGCUCGGUGUUCAACAGCGCACGAAGACUUGAGGUGGUGAGGAACUGCAUUUCCUUAAUCUUCGAGAACAAGACCCUCGAGACAGAGAAGACCCUACCUGCUGCGUUGCGGGCUCUCAAAGGAAAAAUGGCCCGACAUUGUCUAACUGAAGAGUUGCGCCUUCACGUCCAGCAGAAUCGUGCAAUUCUCGACCAUCAACAAUUCGACUACAUAAUUCGAAUGAUGAACUGUGCUCUCCAGGAUUGCUCCACAUCAGAAGAGUUCACAGUGGCUGCUGCACUGCUUCCCCUGUCGACUGCGUUUUAUAGGAAGCUUGCUCCUGCGGUGAGCCAGUUUGCUUACACUUGCAUACAGGACCAUCCUAUUUGGACCAACCAGCAGUUCUGGGAAGCCACUUUUUACAGCGAAGUUCAGAGCCAAAUCCGAGCUUUGUACCUCAACACACCGGAGAAGGGUAGCAUCAUUGCAAAGCUCAAAGAAGCUGUGCCAGUGUCUUCCAUGGAGAAAGAUGAGGAGAAUCAGACAGCCAUGGAUUUGGCCGCGGAGCAGCUCAGGUGUUGGCCCAGCCUGAGUAAAGAAAAGCAACAUGAGUUGGUGAAGAAUGAAGAGAGCACAGUGUUCAGUCAGGCCAUCCACUACGCCAGCCUCAUGGUCUACCUGCUGGUCCCUCUGGACACCAGCAAAAACAAACUACUACGAAACCCCCCAGCUGCAGACUGGGAGAGCGGCAGCAACAGCAUUGUUACUAACAGCAUUGCUGGCAGUGUGGCCGAGAGUUUUGACACAGAAAGUGGUUUUGAGGACUCUGAGAGCAGUGAUGUGGCAAACUCUGUGGUCAGGUUUAUAGCGCGAUUCAUUGACAAGGUGUGCACGGAAAGUGGAGUGACCCAAGACCACAUCAAGAGCCUACACAGCAUGAUCCCAGGCAUUGUAGCUAUGCAGAUGGAAGCUCUUGAAGCAGUUCAUAGAGAGAGCAGAAGACUACCGCCCAUACAGAAGCCUAAGAUCCUGCGUCCUGCGCUGCUUCCUGGAGAGGAGCUGGUGUCCGAAGGGCUGCGGGUGCUGUUGGACCCUGACGGCCGGGAGGAGGCCACAGGGGGUCUGCUGGGAGGUCCCCACAUCCUACCAGCGGAGGGCGCUCUCUUCCUCACCACCUACCGCAUCCUCUUCAAAGGCAUUCCUCACGACCCACUCGUUGGAGAGCAGGCGGUGAUCCGAGCUUUCCCGGUGUCAACAAUGACCAAAGAGAAGAAGAUAAGCAUCCAAAAUCAGCUGCAGCCAAACAUGCAUGAGGGUCUUCAGCUCCGCUCUGCAUCCUUUCAGUUGAUAAAAGUUGCGUUUGAUGAAGAGGUGACCUCAGAGAUGGUUGAACUCUUCAGGAAGCACCUUCAGAGGAUUCGUUACCCUCAAUCUAUUUUUACCUCAUUUGCUUUUGCUGCUGGACAGACUGUGCCACAGAUAAUCCUUCCCAAACAAAAAGAGAGGAACACCGGCUUUCGAACACUAUCCAAAACUAUUGUUAAGGGUGCCAAAAGAGCUGGGAAAAUUACCAUGGGGCGUGGUAGCCAGGCAACUCUGAAGAAAAGUGAUCGAAGCAGUAGAAUGACCUGGAAUGAAGAUGAUGACAUUUCAAUAUCUGAUGAUGGAGAGCCACCUCCGAGUAGCACUUUGCGAGCGUCAGAAAAGUCCACGAUGGAGCAGCUGGUGGAGCAGUCCUGCUUCCGCGACUACCAGCGGCUCGGGUUGGGCACAAUCACUGCCAGCUCGUCCCGCAGCAAAUCUGGAGAACAGUUUAAGAUAACAGCCGCGAACAGACUCUACUCUUUAUGUCGAAGUUACCCCGGGCUGUUGGUGGUCCCCCAGGCGGUACAGGACAGCAGUUUACACAAAGUGGCUCGCUGCUACAGACACAAUCGCCUUCCGGUCGUAUGUUGGAAACAUCCACGCACCAAAGCUGUCCUGCUGCGAUCCGGAGGCUUCCACGGCAAAAGUGUUGUGGGACUAUUCAAAUCACAAAAUCCUUCCUCAACUCCGACUUCAUCCUCAGAGUCGUCUAGUAGCCUCGAACAAGAAAAAUAUCUGCAAGCAAUCCUCGACUCUAUCCCAAUCUACUUCAAGAUGAAUGGCAAUAACACGCUAUCUAACCGCUCUCUUGUUGGACUUUCUCCAGCUACUGAAAGGAGGACGUCCAGGUUAACAAAGAUGACCCCUGUCCAUUUGGAUAUUCCUUUCACAAGCAGCUUUACAAGAGGAGUCCUUGAGUACAGAGAUAAGCUUUUCACUCACUCACACCAAAAACAUUCAAGUAAGGAGCGUGGCCAGAGUCAAGGUGUGUGGGCCAGCCUCAGAGGCAGCACGCGGCUGAAUCAGCACCACACAGGGAUGGAGGUGGGGGCCCGGUUGGCUGGGAAGGAUCUGGCGCCCCCUGCAGGCAGCACCAGUCUCCAGGCACAGCUGCUCAAACAUCAAGCUGCACUUUACAUAUUUGGAGAAAAAUCUCAUUUAAAGGGCCUGAGAGUGGAUGCUUCUCUAAACUGUGAGCUGGUGCCAGUGGACUUUGCUGACACGCGGCAGGUCAAAGGCAGUUUCAAGAAGCUCCUCAGAGCUUGUGCUCCCAGCGCCACCUCUACUGAUCCACAGGACUCAUUUUUCAAAGCCCUUGAAGACUCUGAGUGGAUCCAACAGCUUCACAAGAUUUUGCAGCUGGCACUGUUUCUGGUGGACCUUCUAAACAGCGGGUCGUCUGUUCUCCUGAGCUUAGAGGAAGGCUGGGACAUCACCACUCAAGUGGUGUCCUUGGUGCAGCUGCUGAGUGACCCGUUUUACCGCACUCUGGAGGGUUUUCAGGUGUUGCUUCAGAAAGAGUGGCUGUCUUUUGGUCAUAAAUUCAGCCAAAGGAGCAACCUUAACCCCAGCAGCCAGGGCAGCGGAUUUACACCAAUCUUCCUUCAGUUUCUGGACUGUGUGCACCAGGUUCUCGAUCAACAUCCUGCGGAGUUUGAAUUCAAUCAGUAUUAUCUCAAGUUCCUGGCUUAUCAUCACAUCUCCAACCGCUUCAAAAACUUCUUAUUGGAUUCAGAUUUUGAGCGUUUUGAACAUGGCUUGCUGUUUGAAGACAAAGGUGACAAACAGGCUCGCAGAGGUAUUUGUAUCUGGGACUGUAUGAACAGAAUGCACAAGAGGAGCCCUAUCUUCUUCAACUACCUUUACAAUCCUUCAGAGAGUGAGGUCAUCGUAAAGCCCUCCAUCGGCAUCCCCAGUUUAAAGAAGUGGGACUAUUUCACAGAUGAGACUCUUUCCACUGGUCCAUGUUACGACUGGAGGACGAUGGCCGUGAGGUCAGAGAGCACAGAGGAGACGGACACCAUCUCCAGCAGCCAGCGGAGGAUCGUGUGGCCGUGCUACAGCAGCGUGAGUCGUGCACAGCCGGACGCCAUCACCAAACUACUGUCGGACAUUGAGAAGUUGGAGACUGAACUUCACCAAAGCCCAGAGCGGUGGCAAGCUACACUGGAUAAAGUCAAGAUCAGCAUUCAAGAGGACCUCAAGCAAGAAGGAAAUAUUUCUAAACAGGCGGAGUCUGUGUCGGGGCUGAUUCCCACGUCUAGUCUUCAGGCCAUUCAGCGGCGCUCGAUGCUGCACCUGCCAGAGAGCGGCCUGAGCGAGGACCGCGGCACCAACACCGCCAACGGCCUCAACAGACGCGCUGCAACACUCUACAACCAGUUCACCCCCAAGAGCGAGGAGAACAGAUCAUAUGAGGGGAUUCUGUACAAGCGUGGAGCACUUUUGAAAAGCUGGAAACCUCGCUGGUUUGUGUUGGACAUCACCAAGCACCAGAUGAGGUACUAUGACACUGGGGAAGACACUAACUGCAGAGGCCACAUCGACCUGGCCGAGGUGGAGUCUGUUGUGAUCACCGCGCCGACGAUCGGAGCUCCCAAACACAUCAGCGAAAAGGCUUUUUUUGACCUGAAAACCUGUAGGAGAGUCUACAACUUCUGUGCCUCUGACGCUCCCAGUGCCCAGGUGUGGAUGGACAAGAUCCAGAGCUGCAUUUCAGACGCAUGA